AUGGUUGGAGGCUUAAAGGAAUGCGUGGAUCUCAUUCGAUCUUCCCGGACAGAGUCACAGGCUAGGGCGGCGCACGCGAGGAUUCUCCUCCUCCACCAGGGCAAUGCCAAGGGCUCGAUCGUCUUCCUCGAAAAUCUCUUGAUCCAGCUCUACGCGCGCUGCGGCCGCGUCGAUCUCGCGCACCAGAUCUUUCGCGAAAUCUCUGCCAAGAACUCCUUCUCCUGGUUCUUGAUGCUGUGCGCCUUCUCUCGCGCCGGGGAUCUGGCCAGCGCCAGGGCCGUUUUCGAUGAAUCGCCGGACAAGAGCUUACGAUCUUGGAACGCGAUGCUGGAUGCCUACUCCAGGGCAGGGGAUUUCGUGGGAUCGUGGUCGCUCUUCCACGCAAUGCCGGCAUGGGACGUGAUCUCCUUCACGACGAUCCUCGCGGUGGCACAGCGGCGGGAGAUUGUGGUGUUGAUGCUGGAAUCACUCCCGGAGGGCGAUUUGAUCGCGUGGAAUUCGGUGCUGGCGGCGGCAUCCAGGGCCCUGGAUCUGGAAUUCGCGAAGAACAUCUUCGAUCUCAUGGAAGAACGCGACAUCGUGUCCUACACAGCGCUUCUUGCCACGGCUGCCCAGAGCGGCCAUCUGGAUUGGGCAAAACAUCUCUUCUUCUCGAUGCCGGAGCACGAUCUCGUCUUGAGCAACGAGCUCCUCCAAGAGUUUUCACGAUCCGGAUAUUUAGAAAUCUGUAGAGAAUUCCUAGCAGCGAUGCCGGUGUGGGACGCCAUCUCGUGGACUGCGAUCAUCAUAGCAAAUGCCCGGUUUUGGCAUCUAGAUCACGCGAUCAAUCUCUUUUGGGCGAUGCCGGAAAGAGAUCUCGCGGCCUCCACCGCGAUUCUCACGGCAAUCUCCCAGAGUGGUGACAAAGCUAGAGCGAAUUCGUGGUUUGAUCGCUUGCCCGAGCGAGACACGGUCUCGUGGAAUGCCAUGGCUCUCACAAUUGCCCAGAGUGGGGAUUCUUCCUCGGCAUUGCAGCUCCUCUAUCAAAUGGCGAUGGAGGGAUUCUUGCCCCGGAACUCCUCUUCUUGCUGCGUUCUUCUGGGCUCCAACCAUUCCGGCGAUCUCUCCUCUGGAAUUGGGUGCUUUAGAUCCUUGAUCCUGGACUACGAUCUAGCUCCAGCCAAGCGGCACUACUCCUCCAUGGCCGAUCUUCUUGCGCGAUCUGGGCGAUUGAUCGAGGCGGAAGAGCUUCUCCAGACGAUGCCCUUUGUGCCAGAGACGAUGGACUGGCUGGGCUUGGUGGGAGCAUACAAGAGCCAUGAGAGGUUGAUCUGA
Messenger RNA from Selaginella moellendorffii, 1314 nucleotides. RefSeq names its product pentatricopeptide repeat-containing protein At4g02750-like. The record is from RefSeq and is a predicted model, not a curated record. NCBI's taxonomy places the organism in Eukaryota, Viridiplantae, Streptophyta, Lycopodiopsida, Selaginellales, Selaginellaceae. The transcript has a single exon. The coding region runs from base 1 to 1314 and encodes 437 amino acids. Gene Ontology annotation, molecular function: protein binding; RNA binding. Gene Ontology annotation, biological process: RNA modification.